Messenger RNA from Triticum aestivum (bread wheat), 2781 nucleotides. RefSeq names its product disease resistance protein RGA5-like. Gene Ontology annotation, molecular function: ADP binding. Gene Ontology annotation, biological process: defense response to other organism. The transcript is spliced from 2 exons. The record is from RefSeq and is a predicted model, not a curated record. Bases 1 to 2751 code for a protein of 916 amino acids. NCBI's taxonomy places the organism in Eukaryota, Viridiplantae, Streptophyta, Magnoliopsida, Poales, Poaceae.
AUGGAGGCGGCUCUGGUGAGUGCAGCAACGGGGGUCCUGAAGCCCGUCGUGGAGAAGCUGGCCACUCUGGUGGGCAGUGAGUACAAGCGAUUCAAGGGUGUUCGUGGCGAGAUCAAGUCCCUCACUCGUGAACUCGCUGCCAUGGAUGCUUUUCUUCUAAAAAUGUCAGAGCAGGAGGAUCUUGAUGAGCAAGAUAAGGUGUGGAUGAAUGAGGUGCGUGAACUCUCCUAUGAGAUGGAGGAUUUCAUCGACAACUUCAUGAAAGGUGUUGGCGACAAAGAUACUAAGCCGGAUGGCUGUGUUGAGAUGAUCAAGAACUUGCUAGGGAAGUUGGGGAAGAUGAAGACUCGUCGUCGUAUGGGCAAGGAGAUCCAAGAUUUGAAGAAACAAAUUGUUGAAGUCGGAGACAGGAAUGCAAGGUACAAGACUGGAGUGGCUAUCUCCAACACCAAAAAUGCAACGAUUGACCCUCGAGCUCUUGCUAUCUUUGAGCAUGCUUCAAAGCUCGUGGGAAUUGAUCAACCGAAGUCAGAGAUUAUCAAAUUGUUGACCGAAGAGGAUGGAUGUGCAACAAAGCAACAACAACUUAAGAUGCUCUCCAUCGUUGGCUCCGGAGGAAUGGGCAAGACAACUCUUGCAAACCAAGUGUAUCAAGAGAUGAAAGGAGAAUUCAAGUGUCAUGUGUUUAUAUCAGUGUCACGAAACCCAGACAUGGUGAAUAUAUUGAGAACUAUUCUCAGUGAAGUUGCUAAAAAAGAUUAUGCUCACACAGAAGCUCGGGAUGAACAACAACUUCUCUCCAAAAUCUCCAAUUUCCUUAUUGACAAAAGCUACUUUAUUGUUGUUGACGAUAUAUGGAAGACGAAAACAUGGGAUGUAAUUAAAUGUGCAUUCCCAAUGACUAGUUGUGGCAUAUUGAUCACCACUACUCGUUUGAAAGACGUCGCUAGUUCAUGCUGUUCAUCAGGUGGCCAUAUUUAUAAUAUAAGCCCUCUUGAUAUUGAUCACUCGAGACAAUUAUUUCAUGGAAGAUUAUUCCAGUCCUUAGAAGAUUGCCCUUCAUAUCUUGAAGAUGUUUCGGAGCAGAUCUUGAAAAAAUGUGAUGGCUUACCUUUGGCGAUCAUUGCUAUAUCUGGUUUGUUGGCUAACAAAGGAAAAACAAAGAAUAUUUGGAAUCAAGUAAAAGAUUCAAUUGGUCGUGCACUUGAAAGAAAUCCUAGUGUGGAAGCAAUGAUAAAGAUAUUAUCACUCAGUUACUUUGAUCUACCUCCCCAUCUAAAAACAUGUCUCUUAUAUCUGAGCAUAUUUCCAGAAGAUUCUAUUAUUGAGAGGAAGGACCUGAUCAGGAGAUGGAUUGCUGAAGGAUUCAUUCGCAAAGAAGGCACAUAUACUGUACAUGACUUAGGAGAGAUGUAUUUUAAUGAGCUUGUCAAUAGGAGUUUGAUACAACCCGUGGAGACAAGCAGCAGAUAUUAUAGGGUGGAAAAUUGUCGGGUUCAUGACAUAAUUCUCGAUUUCAUCAUAUCCAAGUCCAUGGAACAGAACUUUGUUACUUUACUUGGUGUUCCCAAUCUGUCCAUUAGGACACAAAGCAAAGCUUGUCGGCUUGCUUUGCACGCCGGGGAGCAUGGAAAUUCUUCGACACCAACAGGCAUGGUACUGUCGCAUAUCCGGUCACUUAAUGUGUUUGGGAAUUCUGUGGAGAUCCCUUCUUUGGAUGAGUUCAUGCAUUUGCGUGUGCUAGACUUUGGAGGUUGCACGCAAUUGGAAAAUCACCAUCUAGUAAAUAUAGGGAGGUUGUUUCAGUUGAGGUAUUUAAACCUGAGAAGGACAAGAAUAAGUGAGCUUCCAGAACAAAUCAGUUAUGCACGGUGCUUACAAAUGUUGGACCUUAGGCAGUCAUAUGUACGUGAACUACCUGCAUCUAUUGUCAAUCUCAGAAAUUUAUUGCAUCUACUUGUAGACAAUGAUGUUAAAUUUCCUGGUGAAAUCAAGAAGAUGCAGUCACUAGAGACAUUGAAAGGGGUCGAUGUCUUGAAUCAACCAAUAAAAUUUCUGCAAGAACUCGGCCAGCUAAAGAAUCUGAGGAAGCUGCACCUGGAUUUUGAACAUGAUUCUGCCAAUGGGGAUACAGCAAGGGUUAAGGAUUGCACAAAAGCUAUUGCUUCUUCUCUCUGUAAACUAGGCACACACAAUCUCCGCUCUCUUACUAUUCUUGAUGGUCAUAGCUUCUUACAAGCACCACCCUGCCCUGCUCCACUUAGCCUCCAAAAACUUAUGACCUGGCAAUCAGCCAUCCCGCAGGUUCCGAAUUGGGUGAGCUCCCUUGUCAACCUGCAACAUUUACGCCUUGAAGUGAAGGGAGUUGGGCAGGAAGAUCUUCACAUCCUUGGAGGAUUACCUUCUCUGUUGGUUCUGGACCUAGAAGGAACAGCACCAUCUAAACAUAGGCUCAAAGUGAGUGGUGCGGUUGGGUUCCGAUGGUUGAAGUUUUUCUAUUAUGAUGCAAAUUUCCAUUCAAUAGAUUUGACAUUUGAGGCAGGAUCCAUGCCCAAACUAGAAAAUCUUGAGAUUCAAGGCACACUUGAAAUAGGGUCUCUAGAUUUGGGCAUCGAGAACCUCCCCUGCCUUGUUACUGUCAAAUGUAAAAUAGUUGGUAACGCUGGCACAUUUGUGGCUGCAAUGGACACUAUGGAGAUAGCAGCCAGUGCACAUCCCAACCAUCCUAUUCUACUCAUUGGGCGGCCAUGAUGAUGCAUUAGUGGGUAGUUACCACCUUGG